Molecule: messenger RNA, 1577 nt
Organism: Drosophila obscura
Lineage: Eukaryota; Metazoa; Arthropoda; Insecta; Diptera; Drosophilidae
Product: proton-coupled amino acid transporter-like protein CG1139
Exons: 8
Coding region: 73-1509 (478 amino acids)
Biological process (GO): amino acid transmembrane transport
Cellular component (GO): vacuolar membrane
Molecular function (GO): amino acid transmembrane transporter activity
Source: RefSeq, a predicted model, not a curated record
UUUAAGAACUGAAAUCACCACAGAGAGAGAGAGAGAGAGAGAGAGUGGGAGAGAGAGUAAGAGAGAGAGAGAAUGAUGUCGCAGCAGCAGUCGCAAAGUAAGAUGCGCGGGCGUCGCCAUCGGCUGGCCAUCAGAAUGGAUCCGGAGCUCAAGCGGAAACUGCUGCCCUUGCAUGUGCGUGCCUUGGGCAUGGUUGAACGGAGCCUGGGAUCCCCCUUGGCCUAUGAGGCGCAGGUGCUGCGACCCGAUGUGGAGAACACAAUGACGGAUCUGGAGACGUUCAUCAAUCUGGUGAAGUGUGCCUUUGGCACGGGCUGCCUGGCCAUGCCGCGAGCCUUCUCCAAUGCCGGCUGGGUCAUUGGUCUGGGUGCCACCGUUCUGAUUGGCUUCAUUGUGGUGUAUGCCAUGCAUGUGCUGUUGAAUGACAUCCAACGUCUGUGCAGACGCCAUCGCGUGGCAGUGCUCAGCUACAAGGAGACCAUGGAAUUGGCCCUACUCGAUGGACCCACAUGGCUGCACUCCAUGAGCCAGCCCCUGGGCUACUUGGUGGACGUAUUGAUGUGUGCCUAUCAUUUCGGUGUGGACUGCGUCUACAUUGUGUUUAUAGCCAAGAAUCUCAAGUUCCUGGGCGAUCUGCAUCUCCGUUCGAUGGAUCUGCGUCUCUAUAUGGCACUGCUGACCCUCCCGCUGAUGCUCACGUUCCUCGUGCGGAAUCUCAGGUAUCUGGUGCCGUUCACUGUCAUCGCCAAUAUCCUGAUAGUCGGCAGUUUUGGCAUCAUUCUGUGGUAUCUGCUACAGGAUUUGCCCAGCCUGCAGGAACUGCAGGCCACACAGCACUGGACGCAGUUUCCCCUCUUCUUUGGCACGGUUCUGUUUGCCAUCGAAUCCCUCGGAGUUAUCUUGGCGCUGCAACGCAGCAUGCGGCACCCGGAGAACUUUCUGGGCUCCUGCGGGAUACUCAAUCAGGCCAUGGUCCUAGUGGUUCUCUUCUAUGCGGUGUUUGGGUUCUUUGGCUACUGGCACUACGGCGAUGAGACGGCCAAUUCCAUUCUGCACAACCUGCCACCCAAUGAAACCCUGCCACAGUGUGUGAUGGCAAUGUUUGCCCUGGCCAUGUUCUUCAGCUACGCUCUGCAGGGCUACGUCACCGUGGACAUCAUCUGGCGGGGAUACAUGCAACCGAAGCUGGAGGAGAACGUCGCCACCGGGCGCACCGUGGAGUAUCUGGUGCGCUGUGCCCUCGUGAUUGCCUCUGUGCUGGUGGCCAUUGGCUAUCCGGACUUUGGGCUGCUGCUCUCCUUUGUGGGCUCCUUCUGCCUCGCCCAGCUGGGGCUCAUCUUUCCGGGAAUCGUGAACAUGUGUGUGCUGUACAGCCAGGGCUAUGGCUGGGGCAGGCUCCUGCUCUGGCGAUCCCUCCUCUUCCUUGUGCUGGGCUUCUGUGGCGGCAUCACGGGCACGGUCAUCUCCCUGCGGGAACUGAAUGAAGGCUAUCCCAAAGGGCGGCGAUGACAGCGACGACACUGUGCUCCCACAAGUAUCCCCUUAUUUAUCCAUCACUAUACAUUGUUUUGUUUUGU